AUGAGCCAUCAGCAAGAUUACAGGGGAAAUGAAAAUGGGGGGCAGCGCAUUGAUGCAUCUAACUGGCUUCCCAUAACUGCUAGUAGAAAUGCAAAAUGGUAUUACUCGGCUUUUCACAAUGUUACGGCUGUUGUUGGUGCAGGAAUUCUAGGGUUACCAUAUGCAAUGUCACAAACUGGCUGGUUUUCGGGAUCGGUAGUCCUUGUUCUUUCUUGGCUCAUCACAUUCUACUCGUUCUGGCAACUAGUAGAAAUGCAUGAGAUGGUGCCAGGAAAGCGAUUUGAUCGUUACCCAGAAUUAGGGCAGCAUUGUUUUGGACCCAAGUUAGGGUACUGGGUAGUGAUGCCACAACAGUUGGCUGUGCAAGUCGCUACAGGCAUUGUGUAUGGCGUCACUGGUGGCAAAUCACUCAAGAAAUGCUUUGAACUCAUUUGGCCGGCUUGGGGUGAUUACAGAACAACAUACUUCAUCCUCUUUUUCGUGUGUUUGCAAUUUGUCAUCUCCCAAGCUCCAAACUUCAAUUCUUUGAAAGGUGUUUCUCUCCUGGCUGCAAUCAUGUCCAUCGGUUAUGCCGCAAUAGCAUUUUUCGCAUCAACAAUCCAGGGAGUGCAUCAUCGUGAGGGUGUGAGCUACGGGGUUCGAUCUCCGACAGUUUCUGGUCAAGUCUUUGAUUUCUUGAAUGGGUGUGGAACAAUAGCUUUUGCUUUUGCAGGACACAGUGUAUCCCUAGAAAUUCAAGCUACCAUUCCUUCAACUCCAGAGAAACCCUCAAAAUAUGCUAUGUGGAAAGGUGUUGUUGUAGCUUAUGUCGUCGUAGCGGUUUGCUAUGGCACUGUUUCAGUCGCCGGCUACUGGGCGUAUGGCAAACAUGUAGAAGAUGAUGUUCUCAUCUCACUUAUGAGGCCUGCAUGGCUCAUUGCAUUGGCUAACUUCAUGGUGUUUGUUCAUGUUAUUGGAAGUUAUCAGGUCUUUACCAUGCCUGUAUUUGAUCAGAUUGAGCAAUAUCUUGUAGAAGAACGGGGUCUCGCCCCCGGACGACCUUUGCGCAUCAUUUGCCGUAGUAUAUAUGUCGCUGCAAUAGGGUUUGUUUCGAUAAGCGUUCCAUUUUUCGGAGGCUUGUUAGGAUUAUUUGGAGGAUUGUUUUUCGCCUCCACAUCUUAUUUUAUGCCUUGUAUUAUGUGGCUUGUCACCCACAAGCCAAAAAAAAUGAGCUUCCACUGGACUGCAUCAUGGAUAAGCAUUGUUCUUGGCUUUCUGCUGGCAUUUCUAUCACCAAUAGGAGGGGCAUAUACAAUUAUUGUGGCAUUCAAAACUUACAGCUUCUUUUCUUAG
This is a messenger RNA of Fragaria vesca subsp. vesca, 1332 nucleotides long. RefSeq names its product lysine histidine transporter-like 5-like. Gene Ontology annotation, cellular component: plasma membrane. NCBI's taxonomy places the organism in Eukaryota, Viridiplantae, Streptophyta, Magnoliopsida, Rosales, Rosaceae. The transcript is spliced from 8 exons. Bases 1 to 1332 code for a protein of 443 amino acids. The record is from RefSeq and is a predicted model, not a curated record.